CUGUCCCUUUAAGGGGUGGGGGGUUGGUUACGCUUUCCUGUGAAAGUGAAAGUGAAACUCGGCAGGAAUUCAUUCACCUUAAGAGAGAUUAUUAACACUGGAUUAUUGCAUCGAUCUCAAAGCACCACUUAUCAAGAACAACCAUAACAACAAACACUUGUGUGAGGAUUUCACAUAUAUCUCAAACCUUCACUGCUCAGGAACAAUCAACACCAACAACAACAAACAACUGUGAUAAGAGCUGUACUGUCAUGACUGGAACUAUCCUCCCAAGAGCGUUCCAAAGCAUGGCCAACAGUGGACUGACUUGCUAGAAAGACUUUGGUUGCACUCAUGCUCGUGCGGAUCCAGUGCGAGCAGCAGUCUCCUGACAGUGUACAUGGCCUGGAUCACCUGUUUGGAUUGUCAUGGACUGACCGUCAUGAUUUGUGAAUCAAAGGAACUUUUGAUCCUGAUCCGAAGUUUUGAUUCUGGCUGAUAGAAUACACAAUUCAGAGGAAGAUAUUAGAUGAGGUGUACAGAGUAUGGUACCAUGGCUUCCAACAAGAGUCCCACUGAAGAACAUGACACAGAGACAGUGAAGAACAUGCCUCCUAAGAGGAAAUUAGACUCACCUGAACCUGAACCCAGCUGUGUGUCUUUGAAAACUGAUGCGUCGAUGGAUCCUCCAAUUAAAUUCAGCUCAGGAGACUCUUCUGCUAAACUGAGGAUCAUUUCAAACCAGAGAUCAGACUCACCUGCACCUGAACCCAGCUGUGUGUCCAUGAAGAGUAACCAGUCGAUAGAUCCUCCAUCUAACUUCAGUUUAGGAGACUCUGCUGAUGUGAGUAACAAACAGGAGGGAUCAAAGUCCUGCGCUGGAAAGAAGAAGAGGGACUCUAUUUUCAAGGAGCUUGAGCAGAAAAUCUUCUCUCUGAUGAAGAAAGAGCUGGAGAGAUUCAAGACUCUCCUGAAGCCAGAUUACCCAGCAUGCUCUGAGAGAGAGGAGGAGGAGGAGGAUGAUGAAGGUCAGAGAAGAUUCAGUGAGGGGUUUCUGAAGAUCACACUCCACGUCCUGAGGAUGAUGAACCAAACAGAUCUUGCUGACGCACUACAAACCAAACAUAUAUUAUUGAAUCAACAAAAACUCAAGUCCAGACUUAAGCAGAAAUUUCAGAGAAUCAAUGAAGGAUUCUCAAAUCAACGGAUCUCAACUCUACUGAAUGAGAUCUACACAGAGCUGUACAUCACAGAGGGAUGGAGUGGAGACAUCAAUAAUGAACAUGAGGUGAGACAGAUGGAGACAACAUACAGUAGAUCUGGGACACCAAUCAAAUGCAAUGACAUCUUUAAACACUUACCUCAACAAAAACCCAUCAGAACUGUGCUGACAAGAGGUGUCGCUGGCAUUGGAAAAACUGUUUCUGUCCAGAAGUUCAUUCUGGACUGGGCUGAAGAAAAAGCAAAUCAGGACGUUCACUUCAUAUUUCCACUUCCUCUCAGAGAGCUCAAUUUGAUAAAGGAGAAAAGGAUCAGUCUGAUGGAGAUACUUCAUAAAUUCUUCACUGAAAUGAACGAACUGAAAUCAAUCGAUUACAAGGACCUUAAGAUAAUUUUUAUCUUUGAUGGUCUGGAUGAGUGUCGACUUCCUCUAGAUUUCCAGAACAAUGAGAUUUUGUGGGAUGUGACCGAAUCCGCCUCAGUGGAUGUGCUGCUGACAAACCUCAUCAAGGGCAAUCUGCUUCCUUCCGCUCUCCUCUGGAUCACCUCUCGACCAGCAGCAGCCAAUCUGAUCCCUCCUGAGUGUGUUGACAAGGUUACAGAGGUACGAGGGUUCAAUGACCCCAAGAAGGACGAGUAUUUCAGCAAGAGAAUAAAUGAUCAGAGACUGGCCAACAGGAUAAUCACACACAUCAAAUCAUCAAGAAGUCUGUACAUUAUGUGUCACGUCCCAGUGUUCUGCUGGAUUUCAGCCACUGUUCUAGAGAGAAUGUUAAGAGGAGUAGGAAGUGUCGAGAUCCCCAAGACUCUCACUCAGAUGUUCAUACACUUCCUCAUCUUUCAGACCAAGCUGAAGACCCAGAAGUAUGAUGGGAAAUGUAAAGUAGAUCUUCAGCAGGAUACAGACUGCAUUCUGUCACUGGGAAAACUGGCUUUUGAGCAACUGGAAAAGGGGAAUCUGAUCUUCUAUGAGGAGGACCUGAGAGCAUGUGCCAUUGAUGUCAGAGAAGCGUCAGUGUACUCGGGAGUUUGUACCCAGAUCUUCAGAGAGGAGUUUGGACUGUGUUUGGGGAAGGUGUUCAGCUUUGUGCAUCUGAGCGUUCAGGAGUUUCUUGCUGCCUUGUUUAAGUUCCUUUCCUUUCUUCAUGAAAAAGAAAAGACGUCAACUAUGACUGAUUUUCUAAAGAGUGAAGUGGACAAGACCUUACAGAGUGAGAACGGACACCUGGACCUUUAUCUUCGCUUCCUUCUGGGUCUCUCCCUGGAGUCUAAUCAGACUCUCUUACAAGGAUUGUUAGUACAGACUGGAAACUCUCACAGCAAACAGGAAAUAGUUGAGUACAUUAAGUUGAAGAUCAGGGAGAAUCCCUCUCCAGAAAAAUCCAUUAAUCUGUUCCACUGUCUGAAUGAACUGAAUGAUCAUUCUCUAGUGAUGGAAGUCCAAUCAUACCUGAGCAGAACAGGUACCAGCCGUCUGUCUGGAGUCAGUCUCUCUUUAGCUCAGUGGUCAGCUCUGGUGUUUGCAUUGCUAAACUCAGAGCAGGAGCUGGAUAAUUUUAGGCUGAGUGAAUAUUAUCUAUCAGAGGAAUGUCUUCUGAGGCUGCUGCCAGUGGUCAAAGCAUCCAGAAAAGCAGAUUUAAGUGGCUGUAAUCUGACAGAGAAAAUCUGUUCAGCACUGGCUUCAGCUCUCAGCUCAAACUCCUCAAGUCUGAGAAUGCUGGAUCUGAGUAACAAUGACCUGCAGGAUUCAGGAGUGAAGCUGCUCUCUGCUGGCCUGAAGAAUUGUAAACUGGACACAUUUAAGAUAUCAAACUGCAGUAUUGGAGAGGAAGGUUGUUCAGUUCUGGUUUCAGCUCUGAGUUCAAACCCUUCACACCUGAGAGAGCUCAAUCUGAACUGUAAUAAACCAGGGGAUUCAGCAGUAAAGCUGCUGUCUGAUCUACUGAAGGAUCCACAGUGUAAACUGGAAAGACUACAGCUUGAGGACUGCAGUAUUAGGGAGGACGGAUGUGCUGUUCUUAUUUCAGCUCUUUGUUCAAACCCUUCACACCUGAGAGAGCUCAAUCUGAACUAUAAUACACCAGGAGAUUUAGGAGUGAAGAAGCUCUCUAAACUACUGGAGGAACCACACUGUAAACUGGAGAAACUACAGCUGUCUCACUGCAGUAUUGGAGGGGAAUGUUGUGCAGUUCUGGUUUCAGCUCUGAGAUCAAACCCUUCACACCUGAGAGAGCUCAAUCUGAACUGUAAUGAGCCAGGCGAUUCAGCAGUGAAUCUUCUCUCUGAUCUACUGAAGGAUCCACAUUGUAAACUGGAAAAAAUAGAACUGGAAUGCUGCUGUAUUGGAGAGGAUGGUUGUGCUGUUCUUAUUUCAGCUCUGAGUUCAAACCCUUCACACCUGAAAGAACUUAGUCUGAACUAUAAUGAGCCAGGAGAUUCAGCAGUGAAACUGCUCUCUGAUCUACUGGAGGAUCCACACUGUAAACUGGAGAAACUAGAGCUUGAAUAUUGCAGUAUUGGAGAACAAGGUUGUGCUGUUCUGGCUUCAGCUCUAAAAUCAAACCCUUCACACCUGAGAGAGCUCAAUCUGAACUAUAAUGAACCAGGAGAUUCAGCAGUGAAGCUUUUCUCUGAUCUACUGAAGGAUCCACACUGUAAACUGGAGAAACUAGAGCUGUGGAACUGCAGUAUUGGAGAGGAAGGUUGUUCUGUUCUGGUUUCAGCUCUGAGAUCAAACCCUUCACAUCUGAGAGAGCUCAAUCUGAACUAUAAUAAACCAGGAGAUUCAGCAGUGAAGCUGCUCUCUGAUCUACUGAAGGAUUCACACUGCAAACUGGAGAAACUAGAGUUGGAAUACUGCAGUAUUGGAGAAGAAGGUUGUUCUGUUCUGGCUUCAGCUCUAAAAUCAAACCCUUCACACCUGAGAGAGCUCAAUCUGAGCAGGAAUGACCCAGGAUACUCAGGAGUGAAGCUGCUCUCUGAUCUACUGAAGGAUCCACACUGUAAACUGGAGAAACUAGAGCUCGAUGACUGCAGUAUUGGUGAAGAAGGUUGUGCAGUUCUGGUUUCAGCUCUGAGGUCGAACCCUUCCCACCUAAGAGAACUCAAUCUGAACAAUAAUAAACCAGUGCACACUGGAGUGAAGCUGCUCUAUGAUCUUCUGAAGAAUCCACACUGUAAACUGAAGAAACUACAAUUGGAAUGCUGCGGUAUUGGAGAAGAAGGUUGUGCUGCUCUGGCUUUAGCUCUGAGAUCAAACCCCACACACCUGAGAGAGCUCAAUCUGAACUAUAAUACACCAGGAGACUUAGGAGUGAAGCUGCUCUCUGAUCUACUGUUGAAUCCACACUGUAAACUGGAGAAACUAGAGCUGUCUCACUGCAGUAUUAGAGAAGAAGGUUGUGCAGUUCUGGUUUCAGCUCUGAGAUCAAACCCUUCACACCUGAGAGAGCUCAAUCUGAACUAUAACCAAGAGACUCUGGAGUGAAACUGCUGUCUGAUCUACUGGAGGAUCCACACUGUCGAUGAAACAACUACAGUUUGCUUUCCCUCUCUCUCUCUCUCUCUCUCUAUACACUGAUCAGCCACAACAUUAAAAGCACCUGUCUAAUAUUGUGUAGGU
Molecule: messenger RNA, 4822 nt
Organism: Myxocyprinus asiaticus (Chinese sucker)
Lineage: Eukaryota; Metazoa; Chordata; Actinopteri; Cypriniformes; Catostomidae
Product: NACHT, LRR and PYD domains-containing protein 12
Exons: 20
Coding region: 509-4687 (1392 amino acids)
Molecular function (GO): protein binding
Source: RefSeq, a predicted model, not a curated record